Messenger RNA from Rhincodon typus (whale shark), 1748 nucleotides. RefSeq lists its product as uncharacterized. The transcript has 2 exons. The record is from RefSeq and is a predicted model, not a curated record. NCBI's taxonomy places the organism in Eukaryota, Metazoa, Chordata, Chondrichthyes, Orectolobiformes, Rhincodontidae. The coding region runs from base 440 to 1732 and encodes 430 amino acids.
AUUGAAGUAGGGGGAGGGGUUAAAGGGCAGAGGGGCUUGAGGGAAAAAGAAGGCACGGAAUUUCUGACUGAAAGACCUUCUGAACUUACUGUUGUGUUUUUUUUAACACUGCCAAACUAACAGCCUGCGCACUUUAUACAGAAUCAAUUCCACUCCCACCCCGCACCAGAUUAUAAUCAGGUAAAGUUAAACAGUCACCAUUGCACUGGAAUUUUGUUUUUGUUUUUAAAAGUCCUCCUUUAAAUGCAGUCUCAAUGCAUGAGUUUUAAAAAUAUUUUUAUUAACUGCAGGUUUCAACAAACCAGUGUUCACUUAGCUUUAGCUGGGACACAUGUUUAUUGUAGGUUUGAUUUCAUUUGGCUGCCUUUAAAAUUGUGAAAGGGUUUUUUUUUAAAAAUUGGAGCAACUGCAUAAUGCCAUAGCAAAAAAAUCCUACAAAAUGGGGAAACCACUGAGUAGGCCUGACUGCUUACGUCAAAAUCCAGCCUGUGUGGGGAUAACUGAGGAAGAGGACAUUAAUAUUGAAGAUUGUUAUGUUCCCCAAAGAUCCAUCUAUGACACAGUGAGACUGAAUGAACAGAUAGACUCAGGCUCAAAGGGCAGCCUGGCUUCAAGACACUUGACAGAGCGUUACCUCCCAUACAGCCAGAGGACACUAGAAUCUGCCCCCUUCUCUAGCAAUGGUGCAUUAUCAGCCCCCGGUGCUCUUGAGCUGAGGGCCAGAGAGAGCACCCGACUGGACGAGAAAAUGAUCUUUGAUGCCCUGAAGCUUAACAGUGAUGCCAUCCGAACCGCUGGUGCUCCCAAGGUGAAAGCUGUGGUGGAGAAAAGGGAAAACCGGCGGUCCUGGAGGACAUUUGUUCCACCCUUCACAGACUACCCCAGCCGAGCAGAGGCUUCACCUUGUGAAAGUACAGAGGCUGCUACUUUGUCCACCUGGAGCCGCGACAAGGGCACCAGCGGCUCACUCACUUCAGAGGAGGACUCUGGGCUGUCCAGUCCCUCUGCAAGUAAAGCACAAAGGUACCCAUGGGCUAACAGUGAUAAAAUUCGUUACAGGAGUUUAUCCUCUGUGGAUGGAGUACAUUUAACAAGGGACCAUGAAGCCAAAAGAAUUGGGCCCAGUGUCACCUCUGGCGAAGAGCAAAUGUUGUCACGCGCGCCUAAAAGUGUGCCCUCUAUCACAAAGAGUGAAGACUAUGGAGUCUCCCCAACUGAAGAGGCAGAACUAAUUAUGGCCUUAGAGUUGGUUUCUGAGCAUAAUGCAAGAGAAGAUACUGAUUUUGAGGGAAAUGAAAAUACCAUGGAAUACAAUGUGAAAAAUUGUGUUGGCAAAGAAAGUCUUGAUGGGAAAUCUAACUUCAUAUCCACCCCAGCAGAGAUUAUGCCCAAGUUUUUUGAGGCACAACAGGCAGAUCUGGAAGAAGCAACAAUAGAGGAAGGAAAGGAGAAUACACUCACACAAGAGACCUGUUACUGGGAUACGGUAGUUGAAAGUCAAUCUGAAACACAGUCAGAAUGUGACCAUGUGCAGCCUUUGGUGGAACCAGAUACCCCAUUAUUUGUUCCCGGGGAAAUACCUCCUGUUGUUGAAAGCAUGACGUCUGAGUGCAAGGGUUAUUAUGAAAACACGCCAGUGAUGGACGAGGUGUGCAUCUGUAGCAUGUCAGCACUGAUAGAACAUUCUAAUGUGAACAGCAGUGGGGUUUUCACUGAUAAGCUUUCAGAGUAAUGAAGAACUUGGCCGA